This is a messenger RNA of Hevea brasiliensis (rubber tree), 687 nucleotides long. Its product is annotated as actin-depolymerizing factor 1. Gene Ontology annotation, cellular component: cytoplasm; actin cytoskeleton. The transcript is spliced from 4 exons. Gene Ontology annotation, biological process: actin filament depolymerization. The coding region runs from base 71 to 490 and encodes 139 amino acids. The record is from RefSeq and is a predicted model, not a curated record. Gene Ontology annotation, molecular function: actin filament binding. NCBI's taxonomy places the organism in Eukaryota, Viridiplantae, Streptophyta, Magnoliopsida, Malpighiales, Euphorbiaceae.
UUCCCUCUCUCUCUCUCCUCCAAGCCCUAGAUUUUCUCUCUCGUUCUCGUCCAUUAUAUUUCUCGAGAAAAUGGCAAAUGCAGCAUCUGGGAUCGCUGUACAUGAUGACUGCAAGCUGAAGUUUUUAGAAUUGAAGGCAAAGAGAACCCAUCGCUUCAUUGUCUUCAAGAUUGAGGAGAAGCAGAAGCAGGUGAUUGUGGAGAAGCUCGGUGAGCCAACUGAUAGUUACGAGGACUUUGCUGCAAGCCUUCCUGCUGAUGAGUGCCGAUAUGCUGUCUAUGAUUUUGAUUAUGUAACGGAUGAGAACUGCCAGAAGAGUAGGAUUGUUUUUAUUGCAUGGUCUCCUGAUACAUCCAAAGUGAGAAGCAAGAUGAUUUAUGCUAGCUCCAAGGACAGGUUCAAAAGAGAGUUAGAUGGUAUUCAGGUAGAGUUGCAAGCUACAGAUCCUACAGAAAUGGGUCUUGAUGUUAUUAGAAGCCGAUCAAAUUGAAUGCAGGAAUACCUACAAUGUGAUGGAGAAGGCCAUAUUAUCGGGUCACUAAGUUUAAUGUUUAAUAUAUUUUGAACCUAGAAUUUGCUUCUUUAAGCGUGUAUCUAUAAUAUUUGUGGAUUUACGGGGAGAGUAUCCCCUUUCAGUGUGAUAUUUACGAACAAUUUAUAUGAUGUUUUGUGGGGUAUAGUUCUCAA